Harmonia axyridis is the source of this 4066-nucleotide messenger RNA. RefSeq names its product probable RNA helicase armi. Gene Ontology annotation, molecular function: helicase activity. Bases 162 to 3812 code for a protein of 1216 amino acids. The transcript has 3 exons. Lineage: Eukaryota; Metazoa; Arthropoda; Insecta; Coleoptera; Coccinellidae. The record is from RefSeq and is a predicted model, not a curated record.
GGGUAACAUGAACAACGCUGAUGGGUUGACUAUCUAUGGCCGGCAGGACAAUGGCGGUAACGCUAAACAAAACUUAACCUAAUAUUUGGUGUAAAUAAUACCCUUUUUUGUUUACAUUAUGUUUUUUAUCACCAAUGUUCAUUAAACUUUUUUAAUUCAUAAUGUUAAAAUUUUUAUCGUCCUUAAUUUGGGGCAAUGUUGAAGAGGAAACUUUGUCUCUCGAAGAGUCCUAUAAAAUAUUACAACUUCCCACAGAAGACAAGAAAGAAAAUAAAGUAAUUGUCGAACCUUUAGAACAAGAAUAUUUAUUUGACGACGAUUUCACUGUUUUGGGUAAAAAAGGAGAAAUUACAAAUGUAGAACAGGAAACAUUCACUAUAGAUAGUUUGUAUACAUUCAAAUCGGAUUCUGUUUAUUUUCGUAAAGGCUCCAAAGUAUCUUUCAAUCUUUUCAUAGAGCCAAAUGGCCAUAAAGUGACCAAUGUACAUUUGAUUGAAAACGAUUGGGCCGAAGAAAAAAACUCGAACUCGAAAUGGUGUUUACGAACUUUAAUUUGUAAAGUGGAAGACAGAUAUAAAAGAAAACUCUUUGUUAAACCUUAUGAUAUAGAAAUUGACUUAAAUGAAGUAGCUUCAGAUUUUGUGCCUAUAAUUGGAGAUUGGUUACAAUUAGAUGCUAAGUGUGAAAUAGACGAAAAUGUGGUUGAUAAAGGGGGUAAAAUUUAUGAAGUCAUCAAAAUAUCUGCUUUACGCCCACAUAUUAAAGAUUGCACAGUAACAUACUGGGAUGUACAAAUUAAUGAAGGUAAACUCGAUAACACAAUUUUCUUCAAUAAAGAAAGUUUAUCUGGGGUGUAUGUUCCAAUAAGAAAUGAUAAAGUUAGAGCAGAAAUAAUUGAAAGUGAGCAUAAACAAAGCUCAUUCCGUGCUCUUAAAGUAAUACCAAACUUCAUCAAAAGCAAAUCUAAUAUAAAAGAUGUUUUAGAUGGAGUAGUGGAAAUUGAAGAUCAAUUAAGAAUUAAAGGAAUUUACUUGAAUAAACUGAAUUGUUUGAAGUUCUCUAGUCUUAAUGAGACACGGACAAAUACAUUCUUCAUUUGUAAUAAGCUGGAGGAAGAAGAGGUAAUAAUCUACAAAGUGACAUUUCCAAGGCCCAAGUCACAAUGUAAAAUCUUGACUCAUAUUGAGAACAUUUCAAUAUCUCCUAAAGAAUCUUUAGAGGUAACUUUUAGAUGUACUAGUGUUCACAUGGGAAAAUCAAAGGAAUAUCUUUUAGUUUCCACAAAUAAAGGGGAAAUAAGCCAUUGGCUAGAUAUUUAUGUACAAGCUUCUUCUUCAACAGCACAUGGCCAAUACCAGAACAGAAGGAACAACUAUAAAAACCGUGAUAAGCAAAAUAUAAUCAGAGGUCAGAAUGUCUUCAGGCCCACAAGGUUUGCUGUUCGACGAAUGCCAGAUUACGCCUUAUCUAAAAGAUACUUAGAUUUGACAAUGCAGUAUGAAAAUAGGAAGAAUUCUCAAGACUUGAAAAAACAGAUAUGUUUGAUGAAACCUUGUCUUUUGAACGAAUUGUCAUUCAACAUUUAUUUGGAUAAGUUUCAUACCCUUUUAUACCUAGAGGAGGUGCAAAAAAUUAUUGAGAUGAGCAAAUAUAAUCAAGAUCUAACAGUUUUCAUUAAAUGUGGAGAAUUUCUUGUAUGGCACAUUGAAAAUUUGUCAGAAAAGCGACCAUCAAUUCUGGUUGGUGAUAAAGUAUAUGUACAUGACCCACACAAUAGUACAGAUGUUACAUGGGAGGGUUACGUGCACAAAAUAGGCGCAAAGCAUGUUUAUCUCAAAUUUUCUCCCGUCUUCCAUCAAACCUAUAACAAUGAAGAUUACAGCACACAAGUUGAAGCCUCAAGAACUUCCAUCAGAAGACUCCACUAUGCUGUAGAUAUGGCAGUAAAAAAUCUGGGUAUAGAUUUGUUGUUUCCUUCCAAGUUGGAGCUGAAGAAGCCUCAGGUGUGCUUUAAAAUUAGAAGUGAAGAUUUAAAGCAUUCAUCUCAUCAAAUUGGAAAGGCGAAUGAUGUGAAUGUUCUCUCCGAACACUCAGAUUUAAAAUCACGUGGAAGUAGGACAAAGCUUGUUGAGAAAAUUAAAGAGUAUAAUUUGAAAACUCCAGAAGAAAAAGAAGAGUAUAAGAACCAGGUAUUGAGUUCAGAUGAUGACUUGAAUUCUAGCAGGACCAUGCUGAAAAAAAAGGAAGUUGUGAGAAAAAUCAUGGAAUACAAUAAAAAAACACCAGAAGAGAAAGAAAAACACAAGAACCAAGUUCUGCUGGGGAAGAGCAGCUCGGGAGAAGAUUCAGACACUAGUUCGCGAUCUUCAACUUCCAGAGACUUACUCCAAUUACAAUGGUACAACGAGAGACUUAACUACUAUCAGAAGGAAGCAGUAAAAAAUAUAUUGUUGGGGGAAGCCAGGCCUCUUCCUUAUGUGAUAUUUGGUCCCCCAGGCACAGGGAAGACUGUUACUUUGGUGGAAUGCAUAUUGCAAAUCCUCCGUUUGAUCCCAUCCUCGAGAAUUUUAGUUACAGCCCCCUCAAAUAGCGCUGCCGACCUGAUAGCAAUACGACUAAUAGAGUCCAAGGUGUUAAAGCCAGGUGAUUUAGUGAGGUAUGUGUCACACAAGUAUGUGCCAAACGUACCCCUUGAGCUGGUUCCUUACUCUACCACCGGAAACAUGUCCAAGGAGGCUAAUAAUGCACAUGCGCCCCAAGUACUGGAAAACGGUAUGGUCCUAGGUGCAACUAGUCAAGUUUUGGGGAGGCACAGAAUCACUGUUUCUACAUGUUCUUCAGCUGGAGCCCUUCUUAUGAUGGACUUUCCAAGAGAUCAUUUCAGUCACAUUUUGGUUGACGAAGCUGGUCAAGCUAUGGAACCAGAGGUCCUGAUACCUAUGUCUUUUUUAAACCCAACUUCCGGUCAGAUAAUCUUAGCAGGGGAUCCCCUACAGCUUGGUCCAGUUAUUCUCUCAUAUUUGGCCAAGGAUUAUGGUCUUGAGUGUUCGUAUUUGGAACGCAUUCUGAAGAGGUUUCCCUACACCAAAGAUAACGUGGGAUUCCCUUCAUCAAACGGCUAUGACCCCAGGCUUAUCACAAAACUGCUAUACAACUACAGGAGCAUGCCAAGUCUAUUACAGCUUACCAGUUCGCUUUUUUAUGAUAGUGAUCUCAUUCCAAUCUUGUCUGAUGAUGAUAAAAAUUGUGAGGAGGUAAUGCUUCUAGAAAAAUUGAGCUCCAUCCUCUAUAGGAAUGAAAAGACUGGAAAACUACCAAACAUAGUCUUCCAUGGGAUAGUCGGAAAAAAUUUGCAGACUCCAGAUUCUCCUUCAUGGUUCAAUCCCAGUGAGGUUGGGCAGGUGCUUUUCUAUGUUAAUUCAUUAUAUAAGGCUGGAUUGAAAUCUGAUGAUAUUGGCAUUAUCUCUCCUUAUUGCAAACAGGUAAAAGAGAUUCGUAAUGUUCUGGAGGAAGCAGAGUUCGAAAUACCCAAAAUAGGAAGUGUAGAAGAAUUUCAAGGACAAGAGUUCAAUGUGGUCAUACUUUCAACAGUGAGAUCAAAUGAAGAGUACAUCUUAUUUGAUGUGAAACACAGUUUAGGUUUUCUUUCUGUUCCAAGGAGAUUAAAUGUAGCUCUGAGUAGAGCAAAGAUUCUUCUUAUCAUAAUAGGAAAUCCAAAUUUGUUGUGUCAUGAUGAUUAUUGGAGAAGAGUCCUCAAUUAUACAGUUGAAAAUGGUUGUUACAUAGGAUGUCCUGUUAGAAUAAAAAAUUGAUCUGUUUAUUUGUUAGGGCAGAAGUGUGCAUGUUGCACUUCUCAAUGAUGUUGAUUCAUGUUAUUUUAAAAUAGGAGUUAAUUGAUAUAAUUAUUUUAUCAAUUGAACCUUGCUAUAACAAGAAUACUUGUAAAUAUUUCCCUAAAAUCAAGAAAGACAAUAUACAAAACAAUUGAUUGUUAUUUUUUUUUGUAUCUUAAAUGUUAUUUGGAAAAAUCACAUUUUUCUUUUUUAAAAUAAAUAUUAUUGCAUAA